AUGGGAGUCGGCACCUGGGUGAAGACUGCAAUCUUUUAUCCAGACGAGUUCCGCGCAAUCUUUGCCUAUACUAUAUGGCGCGAUCCAGUGCAUGAUUUCAAGCGCAAUCCUGCCGAGAGUGGCUAUGACCGCGAACGUAUGCGUCAGUGCUGGCAGUUUCUGGAUAUGACGAGCCGUAGUUUUGCUGCUGUCAUCAAGGAGCUGAAAGGCGAGCUUUGUCGAGUCAUUUGUAUUUUUUAUUUAGUGCUGCGUGCACUUGACACUGUGGAAGAUGACAUGACUCUUCCACCCAAGAAAAAGAUUCCCCUCCUCAUCGAUUUCCACAAAAAGUUGUACGAGCCUGGAUGGACUUUUUCUGAAAGCGGCCCGAACGAAAAGGAUCGCCAGCUCUUGGUCCAGUUUGACAAGGUAAUUGAUGAAUAUCAACUGCUCAGCGAAGGUUGUAAAGCUGUGAUUUCCGACAUUUGUGCUCGCAUGGGCGCAGGUAUGGCAUCUUACAUUGAAUUGGGCGACUCACCGGUUGGUUUGACCAUGCAAUCGUGGACCGAUUACGAUUUAUACUGCCAUUUUGUUGCUGGACUUGUUGGCGAAGGUUUGUCAGGUCUCUUUGCGCAAACGGGCAUCGAGUCGCCGAUGGUCGCAGCGCAGCUGUCGCUGUCGAACCACAUGGGUCUGUUCUUGCAAAAGACCAACAUCAUCCGUGACUAUGCGGAGGAUGUGAAUGAGAGCCGGUCAUUUUGGCCGAAGGAAUGCUGGGGCGCGAAUGGUAUUUUCAAGCACGAAAAUGAAGUUCAACUCGGUGUUGUUGAAACUAAAAAAGGCUCCGGAAAAUACAAAUGGGCGGACACGCCGGAAGGCAAAGAAGCGCGCGUUAUUAUGUCGACCAUUCUACUUGACGCGCUUUCGCAUGCUGUGCAUGUAUUGGAAUACAUGCUUCUUUUGCAUGACCAGAGUGUCUUCAAUUUUUGUGCAACGCCCCAGGUCAUGGCGAUUGCUACGUUAGAGCUCAUGCUGGACAACCCCGAUGUGCUGAAAAAGAAUGUGAAGAUCCGCAAAUCGCUCGCCGUGAGCCUCAUUCUCCGAGCCGUGAAUCCGAGGGACGUUGCCUAUACCUUUGUGGAGUACGCCCGUUUUAUGCACAAAAAGAUUCGUGCCGACGACCCCAACUAUGUGCGCUGGUGCGUCGAGCUGGGUCGUAUCGAGGCAUGGGCUGAGGGAAAGUUCCCAUCUUAUGUCAGGACAUCCAAGAAGCAGGACAUUUUCGAUGUGCGUGUCGCCAUGUACGAGAAAUGGGCUGCGUCCAGAGCAGAAAAGGUGGAACAUUACCAAGUGGAGAACAGUUUGCGCCGCAAGCUUGAAAUUGCGAACCCAGCAGCAACCAGGUCUGAGACCAAGAUGAUCAUGCUUAUCACAUUUGGAGUUACCAUCUUCAUGAUGUUCUUCCUUGUGAUCUUCGGUGUACUCUCCUGGUUUGUCUUUUGGUACACAUUCGCAGAAGGCACCGACCCAUUGACGCUCUUUGUCCGUGCACUUUGGAAAGUCGCCUCUGAAACGCUCAAGACCCACCGGUUCAACACCGGCUUUUGGGAUCAAUGGGGAACGCUCAAGUAUGUAUUCAACGAGGCCGGUGAUAUUGUGUCGUACCAAAUGCAGAACCGUGUGUCGAGUUAA
Messenger RNA from Malassezia vespertilionis, 1671 nucleotides. It is a transcript of the gene ERG9, whose product is annotated as squalene synthase. Lineage: Eukaryota; Fungi; Basidiomycota; Malasseziomycetes; Malasseziales; Malasseziaceae. Gene Ontology annotation, cellular component: endoplasmic reticulum membrane. The transcript has a single exon. The record is from RefSeq and is a predicted model, not a curated record. Gene Ontology annotation, molecular function: squalene synthase [NAD(P)H] activity. Gene Ontology annotation, biological process: farnesyl diphosphate metabolic process; ergosterol biosynthetic process. The coding region runs from base 1 to 1671 and encodes 556 amino acids.